Molecule: messenger RNA, 1747 nt
Organism: Brassica oleracea var. oleracea
Lineage: Eukaryota; Viridiplantae; Streptophyta; Magnoliopsida; Brassicales; Brassicaceae
Product: probable polygalacturonase
Exons: 6
Coding region: 169-1515 (448 amino acids)
Biological process (GO): carbohydrate metabolic process
Molecular function (GO): polygalacturonase activity
Source: RefSeq, a predicted model, not a curated record
UUUUCCAUUUAUAAUAAAUUAAAUUUCUGUGUAUUAAAAAGCUUCUCUGUUGUGUAUUAAAAAGCUUCUUCUUCUCCUUCUCUCUUUCUCUGUGUUUGGUUACACUUGGCACGUAAGGUUCUUGCCUUUAUAGCUUUUUAUCAUCCGACAGCUUCAUUACAAAUAAAGAUGUCAGGUGCAUUAAUCUUGGUGUUGGCGUUAACCAGUUUGAUUCCGGUUUACGCAAAGACUCACGGCGCCGGAAGAAUAUGCGACGAACUUGGGGGGAGGUCGUUGAGUACGAGACCGCACAGCGUCUCAAUCGCAGAGUUUGGAGCGGUUGGAGAUGGCAAAACGCUCAACACUCUCGCGUUUCAAAACGCAGUUUUCUAUCUUAUGUCAUUCGCCGACAAAGGUGGGGCCCAGCUCUACGUUCCUCCCGGAAAAUGGCUCACCGGGAGUUUCAGCCUCACCAGCCAUCUCACUCUCUUUCUCGAAAACGGCGCCGUUAUAGUUGCUUCUCAGGAUCCAUCGAAUUGGGGAGUUGUUGAACCGUUACCAUCAUAUGGACGAGGGAUUGAUUUGCCUGGGAAGCGAUACAAGAGUUUGAUAAGCGGUCAUAUGCUACAUGAUGUUAUUAUAACAGGUGAUAAUGGUACUAUAGAUGGUCAAGGUUUGGUUUGGUGGGAUCGGUUUACUUCUCAUUCCUUAAAGUACAACCGUCCUCAUCUCGUCGAGUUCAUUUCAUCCCAAGAUAUAACUAUCUCGAAUGUCACGUUUUUAAACGCACCGUGUUAUACAGUCCAUGCAAUAUACUCUAGCCAUGUAUAUAUUCAUAAGAUAUUGGCCCAUUCUUCUCCUGGAUCUCCUUAUACAAUCGGCAUUGUACCAGAUUCUUCUGAUAAUGUGUGCAUCCAAAACUCUACCAUCAACAUGGGGUACGACGCGAUUUCACUCAAAAGCGGUUGGGAUGAAUAUGGAAUCUCAUACUCACGUCCUACUGAAAACGUUCAUAUAAGAAACGUUAACCUUCAAGCAGCUUCUGGUUCAUCUAUCUCCUUUGGUAGUGAAAUGUCAGGUGGAAUAUCUCAUGUCGUGGUCGAUAACGCCUUUAUACACAACUCACUAACUGGCAUUGCCUUUAGAACCACAAAAGGAAGAGGCGGUUACAUCAAAGAGAUCGAUGUUUCGAAUAUCGAGAUGUCGAGGAUAGGUACUGCUAUUGUGGCUAAUGGUAGCUUUGGUUCUCAUCCGGAUGAUAAGUUUGACGCAAAUGCUCUUCCCAUAGUGAGUGGCAUUAGAUUAAGCAACGUUUCUGGAAUAGAUAUCGGCGUUGCGGGGGAGUUGUUUGGGAUCAAAGAAUCUCCGUUUAGGUCAGUGGCUUUGUACAAUGUUUCUUUGUCGAUGAACUCUGGUUCUUCUGGUGAUGUUUCUUGGAGUUGCUCUUACGUCUACGGGUCUUCUAAGCUCGUGACACCUGAACCGUGUCCCGAGCUUGUGAGAGUUGAUAAUGGUUAUGGUAGAGCUACAUUCUAAAAAGAAACAAGGGGAUUCUUUCUAGGACUCAUUCAUAUUGGUGAAGUUAGAAAAGGUCAGAUUCUUUUUUCACCCCAAAUAAACCAACAUGGUCUGACCUCAGACCAUGCAUGUUCCUUUCAGUCCGGUUUUGUUUUUUUGUUUUUUAAGUUGUUUUGCAUAUUGUAAGAUGACAAAGUCUGUACAGGUUCAUUUUUUUUAAUACAAUGUGUAAUCAAAGAAAUUUUGUUUU